GACGACUCGAAAACACCUGCUACCGAACGUCACAUAAUCGACCAUUGCGCAUACAUUCCUCGAAGGCAUCCUCCCGUACUGUCCGAAGCGCACCGUCGGUGCGAGAUCGAAAGCACUCGAAGCCAGAAGGGUGGAGAGACGGCAGGCAGACAUGGCGGACACAGAAGACGUGCAGGCGUCGACGGCGUCGCAGGGGGCCGCGUUGGACGACGAUGAAAGCCUCUCGUCGCUGGAGCAAGAGGUGCUGGACGAGUACGCGCGGUUGCUUGGGAACAUGAACACUAUGUCGACGCUUCUCGGCGAGCUCAGCGACCAGCCCAGCGCGGCGGUGCUCGAUGGGCUGCGCGGCCUGGAGAGGAAGACCAGUCUUGUCUUCACGCUGCUCAAGGCCAGCGUGUACAGCAUCGUACUGAACCAGCAGAUCCAGGACAAUGGGGCCGAGGGCGAGCAGGCGUGGGCGCAGUGACGACGACGGGAGAGAGGGAGAGUGCAGGAAUAGAUGGUGUGAUGUGAUGUGAUACCCCAAGCGUAGUUGGAAGGCUGUAUGGUACAAGUUUACAAUGCGGCGCUGUCUCGAUGCUAUCCUCUGCGAUGCAUGAUGUGGUACAAUAUUCACACUGCUAUCGUACACGGCUCAGCAUGGAUUAUUACAAUAUCCCCAAUCGUACACGCUCAGCAUGUCAUGUGGUACAGGUUCCCAAUCGACACAUUCAGUGCACACUGCCGCCGUAGUAGACCUUGCGCACGUCGACCAGCU
Messenger RNA from Didymella exigua CBS 183.55, 757 nucleotides. RefSeq lists its product as uncharacterized. The record is from RefSeq and is a predicted model, not a curated record. NCBI's taxonomy places the organism in Eukaryota, Fungi, Ascomycota, Dothideomycetes, Pleosporales, Didymellaceae. The transcript is spliced from 2 exons. Gene Ontology annotation, cellular component: mitotic spindle; DASH complex. Gene Ontology annotation, biological process: attachment of spindle microtubules to kinetochore. The coding region runs from base 152 to 466 and encodes 104 amino acids.